Messenger RNA from Medicago truncatula (barrel medic), 1537 nucleotides. RefSeq names its product homeobox protein knotted-1-like 4. The coding region runs from base 91 to 1116 and encodes 341 amino acids. Gene Ontology annotation, cellular component: nucleus. NCBI's taxonomy places the organism in Eukaryota, Viridiplantae, Streptophyta, Magnoliopsida, Fabales, Fabaceae. The record is from RefSeq and is a predicted model, not a curated record. Gene Ontology annotation, biological process: regulation of DNA-templated transcription. The transcript has 5 exons. Gene Ontology annotation, molecular function: DNA binding.
AUUCUCCCACACCACAUCAACGUUCCCUCAAAAUUCCCUCUUAUCUUCUUAACCCUGCUUAAUUUGUGUUUGGACAUCACUAAAAAAUAAAUGGCUUUUCACGAGCAUCUUCAACAAGAAAUAGCUUUCCAGCGUUUCACAGAAGAGGAAGAUGAAGAAAGAGCAUCGUGGCUCAACAACAACAACAACAACGCACGUCAACAGAAUUUCAUGCAAAUGGAACCAGAAAGAAGGGAAAAAAGCAUGGAUCGGAACCACCGGAAUGACAACAAUUGCGAAACGGAAGAAUUAAGAGAAUACAAAGCAGAGAUACUAGGACAUCCACUCUAUGAUCAAUUAUUAUCUGCUCAUGUUUCUUGUCUCAGAAUUGCAACACCGGUUGAUCAGCUUCCAAGGAUUGAUGCUCAGCUUCAACAGGCACAACGUGUUCUUCAAAAAUAUUCUUCUGUUGGAAUUGGAAAUAUGGAUCCCAAGGAGCUUGAUCACUUUAUGACACAUUAUGUUCUUUUGCUGUGUGCCUUCAAAGAACAGUUGCAACAACAUGUCCGUGUUCAUGCCAUGGAGGCAGUAAUGGCUUGUUGGGAUCUUGAGCAGUCUCUGCAAAGCUUGACAGGUGUAUCUUCGGGUGAAGGAACAGGAGCAACAAUGUCAGACGAUGAAGACGAGCAGGCAGAGAGUAACGCUAGGUUAUACAACGAAGGAAGUAGCCUUGACGGUGUUGAUACCCUUGGCUUUGGUCCUCUUGUCCCCACAGAGACUGAAAGGUCUUUGAUGGAACGAGUUAGGCUUGAGUUGAAGCAUGAGCUGAAACAAGGUUACAAGGAGAAGAUUGUAGAUGUAAGAGAAGAAAUUCUACGAAAGAGAAGAGCUGGGAAACUCCCUGGGGACACCACAUCUCUUUUGAAAGCUUGGUGGCAAUCACAUUCUAAAUGGCCCUAUCCAACUGAGGAAGAUAAGGCUAGAUUGGUGCAAGAAACAGGCUUGCAAUUAAAGCAAAUAAAUAACUGGUUUAUUAAUCAAAGGAAAAGGAACUGGCAUGCUAACUCCCCAUCCUCUAGUAGCUCCAAAACCAAGCGCAAGAGUGCAGGCGAUAGCAGUAACCAAAGCUUCAUGUGAAAAAUAUAUUCACAUAUAUAUAUAUAUUUUGAGCAAAGUAUUCUUCUUCAUCUAACCUGCACGUGCUCAUGAAUGUGAAAACAAUGGAAUACGGAUGUAGAAGGGGAAAUGUUUAUAUGAUGAAAUCGGUUGUUAAGAAAUAGUAUUCGUGAAAUUAUAUAAAGUCCUUGCAUUGUUAAAUAUGAGGUUGCUGCUUGAUAUCUGAUAUUGGAGGAUAAGGCACUGUCUAUUAGAUUUAAUUGGUAGUAUGAUGAUUGUUGAUACAUAUAUGUAUUUCCCUACUUGAAAAAAAUAGAUAGAUAAAUGAAUCUUCAAUAAAUUUAUUAUUUGUACAUAGAAUUAAAUCUAGCAGGGAGAAAUGUAGAGAUUUGAUCAUUUGAAAUGAAUGAUAAGGAGAACACAUUUCCUCCUCUCAAAACAA